UUGCUCGAUCGGCACAAACCACGAUUUGAACCAUUCAGUUUCUCAGUCUAGCCGAGUGAAGACUAGAAGUGAGCUUAAAAUGAUUCUCGAAGAUACGGUCAAGUUCCGGAUGAGUGCCAAAACUCCCGAAGAUGUUGCCAACUGGAAACUGGCUUACAAUUUCAUCAUCGAGACCAAAUAUUUCCUGGAGCACUACGACAGCAUCGUGGAAACGUGGGAUUUGUGCGAUCAGGAGUUUCUGAUGUUGCUGUGGCAGGUCGAGGAAUUGUUGGCAGACGUUAUGUUCAAAUAUACCACCGUUACGACGGAAUACAUUAGGCCGGUCCAUCUGCCCAAGGUGGAGAUUCGUUGCUGUGAUAUUCAUUUCGAUAAAUCUUCCCACCUGGCGAAGCAUUAUUACACAGUACAUCACACGCGAACAAAGUUGGACAACAUACGUUACAUUGAGAUGAAAGCCGGCAUCCUGAAGUUGGACUUCUACCGUCGAUGUCUAAAGUAUUACGCACAGUACGGCACCUGGGCCGACAAUGUACUGUGUCUGUACCUGAAGCGCAUCUACCGGAAGGUAAACUUCACGCUGGAUCCCUUCCGGGAAUCCGAUGACUCAUCCAGUAAGGUUUCCGUUGCGGCGACGGAAACGGAACCCGACGAGGAUGACGACGAAGAACCCGACGAGGAAGCGGAACCGGAAUUGGAAUGAAUGUGGUUUUGUGAGAGCCGUUUUCUAGAAUUUAAGGCAACAUGUUUGUAAAAUGACUGAACGCAUUACCCUAGGAUGUAAGAUUUGUAAAAAAAAAAUUCUUUAAAAACAAAUGUGAUGUCAAGGCUUUCGGUGAUGUUUUUGCACAGGAAGCAAUAACCGUUAUCUUCGAUUAGCAAUAGAUUUAAUUUAUCUGAA
This is a messenger RNA of Uranotaenia lowii, 898 nucleotides long. RefSeq lists its product as uncharacterized. The record is from RefSeq and is a predicted model, not a curated record. Lineage: Eukaryota; Metazoa; Arthropoda; Insecta; Diptera; Culicidae. The transcript has 4 exons. Bases 80 to 700 code for a protein of 206 amino acids.